UUGAGCCACAAAAUCACCCGCCAUGAAGCCAUUAUCCACAAAUUCACACAGAGGGACAGAAGCCAUGGGAGCCCUGGAGCUCGAGCUUCCAUGCCAUUGCUUCAUUAGAGCACCAAAGCUCAAGGGCAAGCCCAUUCUUCCAUUCAGGAUCCGAGCUACUGGUUCAACUUCCACAAUUGUAUCUAAUCCUGAUUUGAUUCAAGACGCCAAUGUCAGCAUUAGAAUGAAAGUUUUGGCAUGCCCCAUUUGCUUUGAUGCUCUGUUCAGUAAAACAGGUGCAAGCAUAAGCUUGGCCUCAACAUCUGGAUGUAGUGUUGAAUGCAAUACUUGCAAGAAGGGUUAUCGAGGAAAUGAUGCAUAUCUGGAUUUAACUUUAUAUGGUAGUUCAAUGGAUUAUGAUGAAACCAUGCCUGCUGCAACCGAGCUUUUCAGGAGUCCUUUGGUAUCAUUUCUUUAUGAAAGAGGAUGGCGUCAAAACUUUGUAUGGGGUGGUUUCCCUGGCCCAGAAAGAGAGUUUGAAAUGGCUAAAGAUUUUCUCAAGCCCACUUUUGGAGGAACCAUCAUAGAUGCAAGCUGUGCAAGCGGAUUGUUUUCGAGGCUAUUUGUAAAGAGUGAAUUGUAUUCACUUGUUAUUGCUUUGGAUUACUCAGAAAAUAUGCUGCGCCAGUGCUAUGAAUUCACUAAUCAGGACAACAUUUCAAAGGAGAACCUGCUAUUGAUCAGGGCUGAUAUCUCCAGACUUCCUUUCAUUGCUGGUUCUAUUGAUGCUGUGCAUGCUGGUGCUGCUCUGCAUUGUUGGCCUUCACCAUCUGCUGCUGUAGCAGAAAUAAGCCGUGUCCUGCGGCCCGGAGGUGUAUUUGUUGCGACAACCUUCAUUCUUGAUACUAUUAAUAUUGCUGUUCCAGUUCUGAGGAUAAUACGCCAGCCUUAUAUCCGUGCUACGAGCAACAAUAUUUUCUUAUCUGAAGGUGAAUUAGAAGAUUUAUGUAAAGCCUGUGGCCUGACUGGUUUUUCCUGCAUAAGAAAUGGACCCUUUGUGAUGAUCACUGCAACUAAGCGGGGCUAACGAUGUACAGCCUUUCUUAUUCUGCUUGAAAUAGAAAGAUAGUAUUAUUUGUUUAAAAAAAUCAUUACAAAAUAGUAUAUUUCCUGCAGAUUGACUUUGUGCUGCUCUUGUAAUUUAGUGUUUGUUGCAUAUAUUUUUAUUUCUCACUAAAUUUAGUAUGAAAACCUGUAUAGUCAAAUUCUGUGGAUCAAACAUGACCUGAUUUUAUUGUGAGGAAAGACAUGAUGCAUGGCAAUCAUAUAUAGAUCAAGAAAACCGUUUACUGAUUUCUGUCUCUCCACAGCUGAGUAAAGUUAUAUGUUAAAGUUUACCAA
This is a messenger RNA of Dioscorea cayenensis subsp. rotundata (Guinea yam), 1380 nucleotides long. RefSeq lists its product as uncharacterized. Gene Ontology annotation, molecular function: S-adenosylmethionine-dependent methyltransferase activity. The record is from RefSeq and is a predicted model, not a curated record. NCBI's taxonomy places the organism in Eukaryota, Viridiplantae, Streptophyta, Magnoliopsida, Dioscoreales, Dioscoreaceae. Bases 23 to 1066 code for a protein of 347 amino acids. The transcript has 8 exons.